Molecule: messenger RNA, 2085 nt
Organism: Anastrepha ludens (Mexican fruit fly)
Lineage: Eukaryota; Metazoa; Arthropoda; Insecta; Diptera; Tephritidae
Product: ketohexokinase-like
Exons: 2
Coding region: 886-1845 (319 amino acids)
Biological process (GO): fructose metabolic process
Molecular function (GO): ketohexokinase activity
Source: RefSeq, a predicted model, not a curated record
UAAAAACCAGGCGCGCAAUCAUUGGCACCGGAGCACCCUGUUGAUGGUGGGCAACCACCACACAAAAAUAUGCAGGACAUUCGGGUAACCGGUUGUUUACAAUUGUGGGGCAACUAUCAUGUGGUGAAUAUGGUGUGACCCACAGGGGCAACUGAAUGAAAAAAUUUUCUUAUUGGUGGGAAACGGAAAUCGGAAUUCGGCUUCUGCCAGUCAAGCAAUAACGGCACUUUAUGUACCAUAAUAUAAAAGGUAUUGAAUUUGAAAAUGUGAAAGGUUUACUGCUGAACUAGAAUGAAAAUCCAGGUAUUUCAAAUACAACUAAAGACAGUUAAAUACAAUUAUACAUUGUAGAUAAUGUCCAUAAUAAUGUAUGUACAUAUGUAUUAAAAAAUGUUAAUUUGUUAGUGUCAAUAGAGAUCUCUCAUGGCGAUGUAGGCCGCUCUCAGUGAGCCUAUCUCCAAACAACUUGAAGUGCUUCGGAGCACGACUGCUAAAAGCAAUCACAGAGAGUGUUGAGAUAGGUAGAAUUAUGAAUGAGGAAAGCAGCAAUCACUCGGUGAGCUGUAGUUAGUUCAAAGCUGUGAAUACAAUCGAAUACAGCUGUUUUAAAGUAUGUAUCAACGCGAGCAAAUACUUCUCUGAUAAGAUUUGAUUUUGCUAAUAAAGGUAGCAAGGCAGUAAUUCAAUUGUUCAGAUAUCAAUGUGAAGCCAAAUGAAUAGUUCAAGUCAAUAUAUAAAUUAAAAAACUUCGCUUCGCAAAUGCAGAGCGUAGUAAGCAGUGAAAAAUAAAAUAAAUUAACCGAAACAAAACCGCAAAAAAGAAAAUUUAAUUUUACAACCAAAGCAAAAUUACGCGUGCAACAAUAAUUGGCUGCCGUUAGCAAAAUGGAUCAGCAGCGCCGCAUAGUCUGCGUCGGUAUGUGCGUGCUAGAUGUCAUACAUGUCGUGGAUCAUUACCCUGUCGAAGAUACCGAUAAACGUUGUGUAACUGGCUAUUGGCAGCGUGGUGGCAAUGCUUCCAACAACUGCAGUGUACUACAGCAAUUAGGCGGCGCUCAUGUCGAAUUUUUGGGUAUGCUAAGCGCUUCGCCGGCCUUUGGUUUCCUUUGCGAAGAUUGUCACAAGUAUGGAAUAGCUAUUGAAAAUUGUCCAAAAACUGAAAAGGAUCCACCGUUCUCAUCGGUCAUACUCAACAAUGAGACUGGUUCGCGCACAAUCAUUCAUUCCAAUCCCGAAUUUCCACUGUUGGAAUAUAAGCAUCUUGCACAACUGAAAUUGAGCAACUAUGGCUGGGUUCAUCUCGAAGGUCGCAAUCCUGAGUCUGUUUUGCAAUUCAUAAAGGAUAUUCGCAACUAUAAUAAAGAGAUGAAAAACACUAUAAAUCAAAUUAGAAUAUCAGUCGAAUUGGAAAAAAUUAAGGACGAAAUACUUAUUUUGGGUGAGUCAGCUGACAUUGUCUUUCUAGGCAAAGACUUGGCAACUUACUUGGGUUGGAACCAGCCAGAAGAGGCAGUAAUGGGUUUAUAUGACAAAUUCAAACCCCAGGCAGAAUUGAAUAAUUCUAAACCAGCAAUUAUAUGCCCGUGGGGUGCUGAGGGUGCUGGUUGUGUGGAUGCGCAGGGCAAUUACUGUUUUGUACCUUCAAAAAAAGUACCUCUGAUAGUAGACUCGUUGGGCGCUGGUGAUACUUUCUGCGCUGGAGUCAUACAUGCGUUGCAAGUGCUCAAUAAAAGUUUGCCUGAGGCUGUACAGAUCGGGCACUCCGUCGCGGGUUACAAACUGGGACACCGUGGUUACGAUAACAUAAAGAACUUUUGGCAGGAUCAGCGAGAAAAUUCAAAAUAAAAAAGGCGAAUCUAUACAAGGUGAUCGGAAGAAAAAAACAAACCAGCUGUUCUACUGGUAUCAGAUUCUAUGGAUGUGUCUAAUGCAAUACGAUACACAACUAUGAUGGGAAAAAUACACAACUAUGAUUAAAAAAUUCACCUCAGGAGACAUUUUUUACGCACGUGCAUAUACCUACAGUAUAACGUUUAAAACGUAUCAUUCGUAUUUAAAUGUUUAACUUAAGGAAUACCUUGAGCC